AGGUGCAACUGUGGGAUUGCCACCAGGUGUGCAGGCCGCUCCAAGCCCAGCCUGCCCUGCUGCCACCACCAUGACACUCCUCCCUGGCCUCCUGUUUCUGAUCUGGUUGCAUGCAUGCUUGGCCCACCAUGACCCCUUCCUCAGGGGGCAUCCCCACACUCAUGGGACCCCACGCUGCUACUCAGCUGAGGAACUGCCCCUCGGCCAGGCCCCCCCCACACCGGCUGGCUCGAGGUGCCAAGUGGGGGCAGGCUUUGCCUGUAGCCCUGGUGUCCAGCCUGGAGGCAGCAAGCCACAGGAGGAGGCAUGCGAGGCCCUCAGCUGCGACCCAGUGCCCAGUGCUGCGGCCAGAGGAGGUGUUGGAGGCAGACACCCACCAGCGCUCCAUCUCACCCUGGAGAUACCGUGUGGACACAGACGAGGACCGCUAUCCACAAAAGCUGGCCUUCGCCGAGUGCCUGUGCAGAGGCUGCAUCGACCCACGGACCGGCCGCGAGACAGCUGCGCUCAACUCCGUGCGGCUGCUCCAGAGCCUGCUGGUGUUGCGCCGCCGGCCCUGCUCCCGCGACGACUCGGGACUCCCCACACCCGGAGCCUUCGCCUUCCACACCGAGUUCAUUCGCGUGCCUGUCGGCUGCACCUGCGUGCUGCCCCGGUCAGUGUGACCGCCGAGGCCGUGGAGCCCCUAGACUAGACACAUGGGCUCCCCAGAGGGCACCCCCUAUUUAUGUGUAUUUAUUGUUAUUUAUAUGCCUACCCCAACACUACCCUUGGGGUCCAGGCAUCCCCCGUGACUGGAGGACAGCCCCCCACUGUUCUCCCCACCUCCAGCCUCAGUAGUUGGGGGUAGAAGGAGCUCAGCACCUCUUCCAGCCCUUAAAGCCACAGAAAAGGCGUCACACAGCCACCUGUACCUUGGCUCCCCGCCCCGCUCCCGGCUUCCCUCACCCUAUCACUGACCUCAGGCCCCCCAGGCUCCAACCUCCUUGGAAGUACCCCUGUUUCUUAAACAAUUAUUUUAGUGUACGUUUGUUAUUAAACUGAUGAACACAUCCCC
This is a messenger RNA of Piliocolobus tephrosceles (Ugandan red Colobus), 1057 nucleotides long. It is a transcript of the gene IL17C, whose product is annotated as interleukin 17C. The transcript has 3 exons. The record is from RefSeq and is a predicted model, not a curated record. Gene Ontology annotation, biological process: inflammatory response. Gene Ontology annotation, molecular function: cytokine activity. Lineage: Eukaryota; Metazoa; Chordata; Mammalia; Primates; Cercopithecidae. Bases 111 to 665 code for a protein of 184 amino acids. Gene Ontology annotation, cellular component: extracellular region.